Molecule: messenger RNA, 1368 nt
Organism: Callorhinus ursinus (northern fur seal)
Lineage: Eukaryota; Metazoa; Chordata; Mammalia; Carnivora; Otariidae
Gene: RWDD2B
Product: RWD domain containing 2B
Molecular function (GO): protein binding
Source: RefSeq, a predicted model, not a curated record
UCACUUCCCUAUGCCGCCUCGCUGGAGUGGCUUGUAGGCUUCGGAUUGCCUAGCACUGGACCGCUGAGGCUCCCUCCGGAUGAGACCUGAGCUGUCCGCGCAGCCAUAAAAUCCAGGGUUUCAGCACCGAGGGGGUCCGUGGCUCCAGAUAAUAUGUACUGAUCCUCAAACUAAAUAGAAAGCUCCAGAAAGGAAUGAAGGAUGAAGCUCUAAAUAUAGUAUUUAUUAAAUAAACAGUUACCCAAAGAUGAGAAGGACUUCCAUGAAGACGCCAUUAACCAAGAUAAUGGUGUUUGAUUUCACAGAGUAAAUUCUCUUUGAGAAGAAAUUUACAGAUAUCCAAAAAUGAUUGAGAUUGAACAGGCAGAGGCCCAGCUCUCUGAGUUAGACCUGCUAGCCAGUAUGUUCCCUGGUGAGAACGAGCUCAUUGUGAAUGACCAGCUGGCUUUAGCAGAACUGAAAGAUUGUAUUGAAAAGAGGACGAUGGAGGGACGAUCUUCGAAAGUUUACUUUACUAUCAAUGUGAACCUGGAUGUAUCUGAGGAAGCAAUGGUGAUGUUUUCUCUGGCUUGUAUUCUUCCCUUUAAAUACCCUGAAGUUCUGCCUGAAAUUAUUGUCAGAUCAGUAUCACUUAGUAGAUCCCAGCAGACUCAGCUAAACACAGAUCUGACCGAAUACCUGCAAAAGAAUUGUCUCGGAGAUGUCUGUAUAUUGAAUGCCACAGAAUGGGUUAGAGAACAUGCUUCUGGCUAUAUCAGCAGAGACACCACACCUUCCCCUGCUCCAGGAAGUACAUUCCAGCCAGUUGAUCUCAUUCUCACAAGACUGUGGAUCUACAGCCAUCACAUCUACAACAAGUGUAAAAGAAAGAAUAUUCUAGAGUGGGCAAAGGAGCUUUCCCUAUCUGGAUUUAGCAUGCCAGGGAAACCUGGUGUUGUUUGUGUGGAAGGCCCACAAAGUGCCUGUGAAGAAUUCUGGUCAAGACUCAGAAAAUUAAACUGGAAGAGAAUUUUAAUUCGCCAUCGAGAAGACAUUCCUUUUGAUGGUACAAAUGACAAAAUAGAAAGACGAAGAAAAUUUUCAGGUUUUGAAGAAAAAGUGUUCAAUGUUAAUGGAGCCAGAGGAAACCAUAUGGACUUUGGUCAGCUGUAUCAGUUUUUAAAUGCCAAAGGAUGUGCGGAUGUUUUCCAGAUGUUCUUUGGUGUGGAAGGACAGUGACUGGGCAAAGGAGUAUUGAAAGAGUUUUGUCACUGUUGGCCUUUUGAUUUUUCCCCCAAUCUUUCUUGAAAGAUGAAGUAAUUUGGGGCGCCUGGGUGGCUUAGUCGGUUAAGCAUCUGACUUUGGCUCAGGUCAUAAUCUCCAGGUCCU